Messenger RNA from Cryptomeria japonica (Japanese cedar), 3322 nucleotides. RefSeq lists its product as uncharacterized. The record is from RefSeq and is a predicted model, not a curated record. NCBI's taxonomy places the organism in Eukaryota, Viridiplantae, Streptophyta, Pinopsida, Cupressales, Cupressaceae. The transcript has 9 exons. The coding region runs from base 322 to 3066 and encodes 914 amino acids. Gene Ontology annotation, molecular function: protein binding.
AACAACCUUCAAGUCCAAAACAAUAAUAUAAUCAAUAGAGGAAAGGAGUACAGGAAAAGGCUACUUGGGCAGGUAGAUCUUUCCAUGAAAACUAAGCAUAAAGCUGGAGGCAGAGAGAAGAGAGAAGAGAGAGGAGAUAGAAAGGGAAAAGGAAGAGAGAGGAGAUAGAAAGGGAGGUUGGCUUUGUAGGGUUUGGGGGGCGCUUUCUGGGGAAGGGGCCAAAUCCAAGCACCAAUAGCAGGAUGCCAAAGUAAACAACAAAAAAAUGAUUGAUUUGAAUAAAAUUGUAAUUUAAAAAUUAUAAUUUUAUGAUUAUAUGAUAUGGCGGACAACAAGGACAGGCAGAAGCAGCAGCAGGUGCAGCGGCAGAGAAAAAUGAAGCUGCUGCUUAGGCCACAAUAUUCUUCUCCUUUACAUCUACGAGAAAGAGAAAUUCGAACUUAUAGGAAUAGUGAAGAGGAGGAGGAAGAGGAGGAGGAGGAGGAAGAGGAUGAUGAUGUGGCUCCCUUGCGCUCAAGGCAUGGCCGUGCCGGCCACUCCGAUCCGCCUGCUUCGUCCAACAAUUCCAAGUCAUCAUCAUCGCCUUCAAAGAAGAAGCAGCGCAAACUCAAGGAACUAUCUCGCCCUGGGCCUAAUGGAACACCCCUCGCCGCCUCAUCUUCCGCCUUGGAGGAUCAAGAUGCAUUUCUCAAAGAGAAAGACAAACGAAAUCAAAGCUCGGAUGUUACAGGGUCUGGUCCAGGUAGUCCAUCUGAAAUGCAGUCAGCAACACCCAUGCCAGAUAAAAGGGUCCUUUUUACUGCUCUUGAUAAGUUUCAAAAAAAGGAUACCUAUGGAGUGUUUUCUGAACCAGUGGACCCUGAGGAGCUUCCAGACUAUUUUGAUAUUAUAAAAAAUCCCAUGGACUUUGGUACCAUAAGGAGCAACCUUGAAAGUGGUCACUAUACGAGCUUGGAACAACUUGAGAAAGAUGUUUUAUUGGUUUGUAGCAACGCAAUGUCCUACAAUGCAUCCGGAACAAUCUACUACAGACAGGCUCGCGCUAUACAGGAAUUAGCAAGAAAAACAUUUCAAUCUUUACGAUGUGACCCUGAAGGGAAUGAACUGGAAGGUGAGCGAAAAUCUGCACUAAAAGCAAAGUCCGUUUAUUAUUCUAAGAAGCCAUCAAGGAGGGGUAGAUGGGGAAGGUCUCGCUUGGAAUCCACCAGAUCAGACUUGGCUUUUGGUACAAGCCAUGCUAUCAGUGGAGAACGUGCAGACUGGUCUAAUGAUGCAGUGAAAUUAAGGAAGGGAGCUAUCUUGGACAAGUCUGGCACUUUCUUGGAGGCUACAGGACGAAAUCUUCAAGCGCAUUUCAAUGCAGAUAUUAACAGUCCAGCUGAGCUGUCAGAGGAAUUCUCAGGUUCAGUGCUGAAGGGAACAGCUUUUAGAGAUGGGAGAAGAGAGCUUCUAUUGGAAGAGAACCGCCGUGCUACUUACAAGCCAUGGAAUGUUUUAGCGACUGGAAAUGAGUCACUAUUUGUUACACUUGGUGGGGAUUCCAAACAGCUAAUUAAUUAUUUGCAGACUGGAAUUCAAUCAGAAUAUGCAUAUGCAAGGAGUCUUGCCCAUUUUUCAGCAGAGCUAGGUUGUGCAGCCUGGACAAUUGCAGCCAAGAAGAUAAAAAAAUCUCUGCCUCCUAAUGUGCCAUUUGGUCCAGGAUGGGUGGGUGAGUAUGAGGUUCCUCAUAGUGCCUUGCUGUAUCGUGAGGAGAGUAAUGAUCAACAAACUGCUAUCCCAUCUAAUGCCAUUCCAACUAGCAAUGAUGUAAAUAAGGUGGUUCAUUCAACAAGUGAUCAAACCUCUGCAAUAAAACAAGAAUUUGAAGGGCAAUCCUAUCUAUCUACCAGUACUAUGGUUGCUCCCACCUGUGUAGUCCCUGUGACUGAAUCUGCUGCAAUACCCGUAACUCAAUGUAUGAGUUCACAUGCGAUCAGUGAUAAAAUUAUGAAAUCACAUGCACAAGUAGUAAAAGAGAUUGGGUUGAAGUCAGCUUCACCAGUUGUGGAGUCCAGGGAGGAUGAUCUGACAGGUGCUAAGUUUGCAUCAGAUGUAUCCCAAUCGAGAUUGCUUGAAAUUGUCUCAAGAAAUUCAAAUAAUAGACUCAUGCAAUGGACAUCUACUAGACAGGCUGAUCGGGUACAACCUGUUUCUAGUCUUCGGGUGAGUGCUGCUGAAAGGAUAUUGGAUCCCACUUCAAACCAGACAGCCAGGGAGUCACAUGAUGAUUCAAAACUAUCAAGCAAUUCUGAUAGUCAUAAUGUUGCAUCAAAUACUGUAGAACCUUCUGCACCCAACUUUAAAGACACUGGAAGAUUUGCUCAGGCACCUCUGUCCACAUGUAGUCAAGAGCAUGUAAUGCAAGAUUUAAAUCAGAUUGUUAAUUCAACCCAAAGCAAAGUGCCUGGAUUGCAGCAGAUAGGUUCCAACAUGUCUAUCAAUACUCCAAUAUUUGGGUUUUCCUCUGCUCAAUCAAGACAGACAACAGUUAACCGAGGUGAUGCCAUGGCAGAAGCAUGGGCUCGAUCUCAAGCUGCAGAUCUUGUCCAUGGUGAUGCUACUACUGUAAGUAAAAUGCAGGUAACAUCCGACAGAUAUUAUAAUUCACAGCAGUCUCAAGUAAGGUCAUCUUCUAGUUUUCCUCAGUAUAUGCAACAGCAGACACCAUUCGAUAUGUCAUCAUAUAUGCAGUUACAACAGAGCAGGAUGCAUCCUCAGAGCAUGUCAAAAUUUUCUCACACGGUUUCUAGAGGGAAUGGAAACCAAAUGGCAGUUUCUUCAAAUUUAAAUACCCUUAAUCAAAUUAAUUAUAUGCAGACUCCAGUGGGAGCUGAAUUGCCCCAGUCCCAACAAAGCUUAUGGCAAUCUUUACCUUCUAAACACCCUUUUCAGCAGACCUCCGAUUAUUUGCAUUCAAUUCCACCUGAUUUGAAUGUAGGACUAGGAUUUCAGUCUCCGAAGUCCCCAGGUAGGCAGCCCUCUGGAGUGCUGACCGAUUCACAACCUGAUUUAGCCCUCCAGCUUUGAUUUAUUGAACAUUCUUCACCAGAUUCUUUGAUUUUCUGGUUAGAAGCAUGCAAUGUCAUGCCAGCAAUUUUAAUCUGUUGAUUUGCAAUGAAUCAUACAAAAUGAAGAGAUGGGCUUUUCCAAGAAAUAACCCAUUAUAUUGUAAAAGAGCUGUACAUGUACCAAUUUCUAGGCAACAUGAGCAAGGUCUGCCAUUAAUUAACAUUGUAUUGGUGAAUUUUAUAAUUCUAGGUGAAGAUCCACUUUAAAGAGUUUA